Gymnodraco acuticeps is the source of this 3042-nucleotide messenger RNA. Its product is annotated as T-lymphoma invasion and metastasis-inducing protein 1-like. NCBI's taxonomy places the organism in Eukaryota, Metazoa, Chordata, Actinopteri, Perciformes, Bathydraconidae. Gene Ontology annotation, cellular component: plasma membrane; synapse; cytosol. The coding region runs from base 334 to 3042 and encodes 902 amino acids. The transcript has 15 exons. Gene Ontology annotation, biological process: small GTPase-mediated signal transduction; activation of GTPase activity; positive regulation of axonogenesis. The record is from RefSeq and is a predicted model, not a curated record. Gene Ontology annotation, molecular function: guanyl-nucleotide exchange factor activity.
GGCAAGCAAGAGGCAGCAUGUGUGCGUAUGGGCUGUAAUGUGUGUGUGUGUGUGUGUGUGUGUGUAGAGGCAAACGUUUCGCAGGAGUCCGGGAGACGUCUCACUGAUGCAAGGAUUCCCCUGUCUGCUCUCGGAGAGGAGGACACGUGCUGACUUUGUUUUAACCAACACAGGGAAUUAACUGCUACUCACACAGGAAACACUGGGAUCUUAAGCACAGGGCAAAUUGACACCGGCAUUUGAGGAUGUGCGGAGGAUCAUGCGGUCGGUGAGAGAUGACACCGAGCUGAUGUGGAGAAGCUAGUGAUGCGGCUGCUUAACCACAGUUGAAUCAUGGGAAACGUCGAAAGUCAGAAUGGGGACAGUGGUUUCUACGGCAACGCGUCGGGACACAUCUCCCGCAAACAGACGUCCAGGUCACUCCGGCUCCCCAACAAGCAGCCAAUCACGCGUCGUUCCCGGCUCUCUUCUUCAGUGAAACAGGAACACAGAAACUCUGAUGCCUCAACUCGCUCCUCCAGCACCCCCAGCAUCCCACAAUCCUUAGCAGAGAACGGACUGGAGCCUUUCAACGCAACCGAUGCACUCGAAGAGUUCGGCAUCAACCCUCACUGGACACAGCGCGUCGCUAUGACGAUGAGGCCGGAGUCCUAUCAACACGAUGACGACAACUUGGCCACGCCGACUCCUGAAACCUCGGAGGCGGACACCGUCGCUCAGGACGGAGGGGAGGGCUCCACGGGGGAGGGGGAGGUACUUGGGGAGGAAACGUACCUACAGCGAAUGACUGAGGGUCCCCGGGAGGGAGGGAGUUUCAAGAAGAAGAGGUCCAAGUCGGCGGACAUGUGGAGAGAAGACAGCCUGGAGUUCUCUAUGUCAGACCUGAGCCAGGAGCAUCUGACCAGCACUGAGGAGAUCAUAGAUGGAGGAGAGGAAGAGGAGGAGGAGGAGCAGUUUGCAUGUCCAAGAGGCAAUGCAGGCGCAGCUGAAAGGGCAUCGUCUCUGGACCAUCUGUGCAGCCAGCAGAGUCCCGGCCUCAGGGGGCAGAGGAGCCGCUACGCUAAGAGCCGUCGGGAGGCCCAGUGCGAUGGAGAUGAAGAAGGGGAGGGGUUGAUGUCUCCAGCUGAAGAAGAUGGUGGCGGGUACGGAGCAUUCACGCUCCCCUGCCGACGCUCCCACUGCCUCUCAGAGGGCCUGGCGGGGCUCGGCAUGCCGUCUGCACCGUGCCCGGCUUUCCAGGGUCGGCGUGCACAAACUACUCAGGACAUCUCGGGUGUUUUGGGUGAGGGAAGUGAGUAUGGGGACAGUGGCAUCGACGGCGUCACCACGGAGAUAGACGGGUAUGGAGAGUUGGUGUCACGGCGCUGUAAGGCCAUGUCGGCAUCGUUCUCCGUUUACUCUGCUACCGAAAGCAGCGUUUUCAACGGCAGCGACAGCGGGAGCAGCAGCGCAGGAGGAGGAGAGGGACGAGGCGGCGAGGGAGGGAGGGGAGGAGUUUAUGAGAAUUACCGAAAGGAGCUGGACAAUCAAGCCUGGACACAUCAGGCUAGGGACUGCACGGAGGAGGGCGGGUCCGCUGUUAGCGAUGAGCGCAGCAGCGGCACACUCAGCAGUGCAUAUCCAUCGGACGCUCUGAUUGGCUGUGCACAAGGCACAGUCAGAAAAGCAGGGGCUCUGGCCGUGAAGAACUUCUUGGUUCAUAAGAAAAACAAGAAGGUGGAACCUGCAACGAGGCGCAAGUGGAAACACUACUGGGUUUCUCUGAAAGGCUGCACACUUUUCCUGUACGAGUCAGACUGUCGCUCUGGGAUCGACCACAACAGCGUUCCCAAACAUGCACUGUGGGUGGAGAACAGCAUCGUCCAGGCCGUGCCUGAACAUCCCAAAAAAGACUUUGUUUUCUGCCUCAGCAACUCAGUGGGAGACGCCUUCCUCUUCCAGACGUCGGGCCAGACGGAGCUGGAGAACUGGAUCACGGCGAUCCACUCUGCGUGCGCCGCGGCUCUGGCCCGGCAGCACCACAGAGAGGACACAGUGAGACUGCUGCGAACAGAGAUCCGCAAGUUAGAGCAGAAGAUCGACAUGGACGAGAAGAUGAAGAAGAUGGGAGACAUGCAGCUGUCGACCGUUACCGACGCCAAGAAGAGGAAGACCAUAUUGGAGCAGAUCUUCCUGUGGGAGCAGAACCUGGAGCGGUUUCACAUGGAUCUGUUUCGCUGUCGGUGCUACCUGGCCAGCCUGCAGGGGGGCGAACCCCCCAACCCCAAACGCCUGCUGGGCUUCGCCUCGCGUCCCACCAAGCUGUCCAUGGGACGCCUGGGCAUCUUCUCCGUCUCCUCCUUCCAUGCACUGGUGGCAGCGCGGACAGAGUGCAGCAUCAGGAGGAGGAACCAGGCCAUGCCUCGGACCAUCAGUAAACGCCGCAGCCGGUUCUCCUCUCUCUGGGGUCUGGACACCACCUCCAAGAGGAAGACCAAGGGACAUCCUUCCAUCAACCAGGUCUUUGUUGAUGGGGUGGAGCCGGUGAGGAAACCUUUGGAGCGAAUGUUUGAAGACUCAGCCAGUGAGAAAUCUAAGGAGAAAGACGACUCGGUGAAAAGCGUUCCUCAGCAAAACGUAGAGAGCGACAUUUGGGUUCCUGAUUACCUGCAGCCCUCCUGGGUGUCUCUCCCGAACAAUAAGCCUGUCCUGGCCAUCGUUCAGCCGGGGGAGACAGCGCUGGACGUCCUCAGCUCCGUCUGCAAGACCCAUAAGAUAGACCCCUCUGGACACUACCUGCGCUUGAAGAUGUGUAUUGACAACAAAGUACUCUUUUAUAUUCCCACACUUGAAGAGGACAUCUCUGAUCUGCUCUACAAAGAGAUUGAGGUUUGCCUCAAAGCCACCAAGGUGAUCCGGUUCGACAAAGCCGAGUCCUGCACAAUUGGAUAUGGUUUUUCCGUGGCAGUCCUAGAUGAAGAAGGGACGCAGCAGCUCCAUAUUACUGAAGUGAAAGCAGAGGGACUAGCCUCAGCCAAAGGUAAGAAUUGCUUCUUUUUUUAA